This is a messenger RNA of Sphenostylis stenocarpa, 3357 nucleotides long. The record is from the annotation of a GenBank genome assembly. Lineage: Eukaryota; Viridiplantae; Streptophyta; Magnoliopsida; Fabales; Fabaceae.
AUGAAGACGCAUCCUCCGCAGCCUGAGGCUGCCUCCGCCGCAUCCAAUCCCAAUCCCAAUACCUCCCAAGAGAAGAAGAGCAUAAACCCGGAGCUGUGGCAAGCUUGUGCAGGGCCUUUGGUUAACCUUCCUCCCUCCGCCACACACGUCAUCUACUUCCCUCAGGGUCACAGCGAACAGGUUGCUGCCUCUUUGAAGAAAGAUGUGGACGCUCAAAUUCCCAACUAUCCCAAUCUCCCCUCCAAGUUACUCUGUCUCCUUCACAAUCUCACUUUGCAUGCUGAUCCCGAAACAGAUGAAGUAUACGCUCAGAUGACUCUUCAACCAGUCCCUUCCUUCGACAAGGAUGCUCUGUUGAGAUCGGAUCUUGCUCUCAAGUCCACCAAGCCACAACCCGACUUCUUCUGUAAACAGCUCACCGCAAGUGAUACCAGCACUCACGGAGGUUUCUCUGUGCCCCGUCGAGCCGCCGAGAAGAUUUUCCCUCCUCUUGAUUACGCUUCGCAACCCCCUGCGCAAGAACUCACCGCUAGGGAUUUGCACGACAAUGCUUGGACAUUCCGCCACAUAUACCGGGGACAACCAAAACGCCACUUGCUUACCACUGGAUGGAGUCUGUUUGUCAGUGGAAAGAGGCUUUUUGCCGGAGAUUCUGUUUUGUUUAUAAGAGAUGAGAAGCAGCAGCUUCUUUUGGGUAUCAGACGAGCUAACAGACAACCCACCAAUAUAUCGUCGUCAGUACUAUCAAGUGAUAGUAUGCACAUUGGAAUUCUUGCUGCAGCGGCUCACGCAGCUGCAAACAAUAGCCCCUUCACCGUCUUUUAUAAUCCUAGGGCCAGUCCAUCGGAAUUUGUUAUUCCUUUAGCCAAGUACUACAAGUCAGUGUACAGCCACCAACCAUCACUUGGCAUGCGUUUUCGAAUGAUGUUUGAAACUGAAGAUUCGGGAACACGAAGGUAUAUGGGUACAAUUACAGGUAUCAGUGAUCUGGAUCCUGUGCGUUGGAAAAACUCUCAAUGGCGAAAUUUGCAGGUUGGUUGGGAUGAGUCAACUGCUGGAGAAAAGCGUAGCAGGGUCUCAAUCUGGGAAAUUGAACCAGUAACUGCUCCAUUUUUCAUCUGCCCGCCUCCAUUCUUUAGAUCCAAGAGGCCAAGACAACCUGGAAUGCCUGAUGAUGAAUUAUCUGAUUUUGAUAACAUUUUCAAGCGGACAAUGCCAUGGCUUGGCGAUGAAAUGUGCAUGAAAGAUCCCCAAGGUCUCCCUGGCCUCAGCUUGGUUCAAUGGAUGAACAUGCAGCAUAAUCCUGCACUGGCUAGCUCAUUGCAGCCAAAUUUUGCACCUUCCUUAUCGGGAUCUAUUUUGCAAAAUAUUCCUGGAGCUGAUAUUUCUAGUCAGCUGGGAUUUUCAGCUCCACAAAUUUCUCAGCCGAACAAUGUGGCGUUCAAUGCUCAGAGACUACCUCAGACUGCUCAGCAGCUGGAUCACCUUCAGAAGCUACCAUCUACAUCUAGCAUACUGAGAACAGUCCUGCCACCACAGACCUGCCACCACAGCAUACUACAAUCUAGGCCGAACAUGUCAAGUCAAACAAUACCACAGGGUCAAGUUCAGGUCCAACUCUUGCAUCCCCAAAACAUUGUCCAAACCAACAAUAUUCUUCAACAGCAGCAACCAUCCAUUCAAAACCAUCAACUGCAUAGCAGCCUCUCUCAGAAUCUAUCACAGCAGCAGCAGCAGCCGACAGUUAUAGGUCAGAGUCAACAGCAAAAUUCGAUCCAGUCCCCUAUCCCUGAUCAUGUUCAACAAUUACAGAUGUCCGACAAUCAGAUUCAGUUGCACUUGUUGCAGAAGCUUCAACAAAAACAAACGCUCUUGCCACAGCAAACUGCAUUGCUGCAGCCUACUCAACUUACUCAAAUCCAGGAGCAGCAGAGACAGCUUGUAGAUAAAGCACAUAACUUGUCUACAGCAUUUACACCUGGUCAUGUACUGGAUAUUCCUCCUAUGCUUCCAAAUUCACUCCCCGAGGCUAAUUCUCUCUCUAAUCAGAUGACAAAGGCUAAUUUCCCGAACAAUAUUCAAUUCCCUCAGCAGCCCAAGCUUCAACAGCAGCAACCUGGCUUGCUGUCUGAAAUGUCCGGUAUGGCACUUCUCCCUACCCCUACAACAAACCAACUUACUGCUGCUGGCAGCAGUAUCAUGAAUGGAGCAGCUGGUGCAGGGCAAUCUGUAAUUACUGAUGAUGUUCCAUCUUGCUCCACCUCACCUUCUACAAAUAACUGUGCCAAUGCACUUCCAUCAUUGAUAAAUUCUCGAUUGGAGAGAAACACAGUAGUUGGGGAUGACAUGGCUCAGUCUGCUUCAACAAUCUUGAGUUCAAGUGCCUUAGAAACUAUGUCAUCAAAUGCAAACUUGUUGAAAGAUUUCCCAAAGUCUGAAGUCAAACCUUCCGUGCAUAUUUCCAAAAAUCAGAAUCAAGGGCAUUUUGGUCUUCAGUCAUACUUGAAUGGUAGUGCUGCCCAUACUGAUUGUUUGGACACGUCAUCUUCUACAACAUCAGUUUGCCUUUCUCAGAGUGAUGCUCACAUGCAUCAGAAUAACAACCCAUUAGCUUACAAUCCACAGUCUAUGUUGUUUAGAGACAACAGUCACGAUGGGGAAGUUCAGGCAGAUGCUAGGAGCAAUAUUCCAUAUGCCAACAACAUUGAUAGUCAAAUGACAAUGCCACUGAAUCCAGAUUCCCUUUUAACCAAAAGCACAUUGGGGUUGGGGAAGGAUUUAUCUAAUCAUUUCUCUUCAGAAGGCCUACUUGGUAAUUAUGAAAAUAACAGAGAUGCCCAGCAGGAACUUUCAUCUUCAAUGGUUUCACAGACAUUCGGAGUCCCUGAUAUGGCCUUCAAUUCAAUUGAUUCCACAAUAGAUGAUAGUAGCUUCAUGAAUAGGGGUGCAUGGGCUGCACCACCAGCACCACCACCACCACCGCCACCUCUUCCACCAGCACAGUUUCAGCGGAUGAGGACAUAUACCAAGGUAUAUAAACGUGGAGCUGUGGGAAGGUCCAUAGACAUAACAAGGUAUUCAGGUUAUGAGGAGCUUAAACAGGAUCUAGCUCGGAGAUUUGGGAUAGAGGGACAGCUGGAGGAUCGACAGAGGAUAGGUUGGAAACUUGUCUAUGUAGAUCAUGAGAGUGAUGUUCUACUUGUGGGAGAUGACCCUUGGGAGGAGUUUGUGAACUGUGUUCGCUGUAUUAAAAUACUUUCUCCUCAAGAAGUGCAACAGAUGAGCUUGGAUGGAGAUUUUGGCAAUGGCGGCCUUCCGAAUCAAGCGUGUAGCAGCUCUGAUGGUGGGAAUACUUAA